AUGAGGCGUCUGUACAGGAAGAAAGCCCUGAGUCUGGUGAAGGAGCUGGAUUCCUUCCCCAAGGUCCCAGAGAGCUAUGUUGAGACCACAGCCACAGGGGGGGGCAGCAAAGACUGUGGCACAGGACUCUUGCUGAUUCAGAACAGGCUGAGGGAGGAUCAUUCUCUACAGGAGGUCUUGUACAAGAGUGUUCUAAAGGGAGCCCCUACGGCCUUGCCCCCUAGAGAGGGCACCGCCUCAGAGCCCCUAAGUGCCUGUAGGAUACAUGGGCACGUCUAUGUCAACAAAGUGGCUGGGAACUUCCACAUCACAGUGGGAAAGCCUAUUCAUCACCCUCGUGGCCAUGCUCAUAUAGCAGCUUUUGUAAGCCAUGACACGUACAACUUCUCCCAUCGGAUAGACCAUCUGUCUUUCGGAGAAGAGAUCCCCGGCAUCAUCAAUCCUCUGGACGGGACAGAGAAAAUCACCACAUCUCAUAAUCAGAUGUUCCAGAAUUUCAUUACGGUGGUACCUACCAAACUGCACACGUCCUCUGUGACGGAGAGGGUAAGUCCUGCGCUGUCUGAUUUAGGCACAGAUCUAGGAUCAGCUUACCUUCCCCAAAUCCUCAUAUUAACCAUCAGGGGGAAAGGAUUCCUAUUCCGUGUUGACCAUGAUGGAGGAUGCUGCAGUGGGUUCAGAUGAUGGAUCAGCCUCCUCAUCCAUCCAUCCAGUCCAUUCAGCUCCCUCUGCUGGCUGCCAAAAGUUAGUUCUAGAUCUGCUGCAUAACACCACCACACAACCUGAGACAGUCAUAGAUUUCUCUCUUACAAACACACAUAUUCACAAAAUGAUGGUAAAUCCUUAAAUGUCCUAGUUCCUCUCUACAUUUUCUCUAUAUCCAGGUGGUUCUCCCAGAUGCCCAUGUGAACAACCAUGCUGCUCCGCUCCUGACGGACAACCACAUACAGGAGUAGCCCUCUGACCUGGGCCCAUAUCCAUCUACUCUCCGAGUAGGAGUGCUGAGCUUGGAUCAGUUUUGCCCUUUUGGAUCAUAAUAAAUACGAUUUAUAUGGACAGAUCCUAGAUCCGCACUCCAACUCUGAGACGCUUUGUGGAUAUGGGACCCGGAGCCUGCUGCUGAUCUUGCCCCUACCAUCCCUUCACCUGUGGGGGAAUCCAGGAAGCCAAGUCUCCAAUCACAAGUAUGUGGAUUGCUGGAGUUUGUUUUGAACCAAAUAAGAGUAAACUGCUUAGGAUCCGACAAUCAGAAUUGUUCUAUUUAUUGUUUUUGGGGUGUUGUAAAAUUGUUGUGGACUGUAUCCUCAUAUUACUACCAUUAUAAUAUAUUUAAAUCCUGUAAAUAUGUAUUUUACACAGAAAAAUGGAAAGCAGUUAACUCCCCAGUUUGAUCAGGCUUGUAGUGUGUAAGGGUGUUGGGGCUGGACACUAGACAGUGUUUGCUCCUCCAUGAUAUUACUAUACUAGUGAACCUGCAUUGGUAUGGAUCAUGCAGACAUUGGAAAAUGAUUAACUUGCAUAUCAUGUUUGCUCUAUUACUAUCUAUUUGUACUGUUGUUCAGUAUCUGUUUCACAUGUAAUCUGUCAAUGGGAGAUGUCCUAUUAAACGUGUUUUAGUGCACUUCACCCCUU
Coregonus clupeaformis (lake whitefish) is the source of this 1632-nucleotide messenger RNA. Its product is annotated as endoplasmic reticulum-Golgi intermediate compartment protein 2-like. The record is from RefSeq and is a predicted model, not a curated record. NCBI's taxonomy places the organism in Eukaryota, Metazoa, Chordata, Actinopteri, Salmoniformes, Salmonidae. Gene Ontology annotation, cellular component: endoplasmic reticulum; membrane; COPII-coated ER to Golgi transport vesicle. Gene Ontology annotation, biological process: endoplasmic reticulum to Golgi vesicle-mediated transport; retrograde vesicle-mediated transport, Golgi to endoplasmic reticulum. Bases 1 to 684 code for a protein of 227 amino acids. The transcript is spliced from 7 exons.